AUGAUGGAAGAUUUCAACAGUGAGACUGACAGUGACUACACUAGUUACUGGAGAGACUGGUUUGUGUCUUCUCGAGGGAACGAAUACUUCUGUGAAAUUGACGAGGACUACCUGACGGACCGUUUUAACCUCACUGGUCUCAACACCGAAGUUCCAUACUAUCAAUAUGCUCUCGAUCUUGUAACGGACGUUUUUGAUCUCGAUGCUGAUGAUGAGCUACGAGAGCAAAUCGAGAAGUCUGCCCGUCAUCUUUAUGGGCUGGUUCAUGCGCGUUACAUUGUAACUACCCGUGGCCUCGCAAAAAUGCUUGACAAGUACAAGAAGUGUGAUUUUGGAAAAUGCCCACGCGUUCUGUGCGAUGGACACCCACUGCUCCCUAUGGGUCAGUCCGACCUUCCCAGCGUCAGCACCGUCAAGCUUUACUGUCCUAAGUGCGAGGAUAUAUACAACCCCAAAUCUUCACGGCAUGCAUCUAUCGAUGGUGCUUAUUUUGCAACCUCGUUCCACUCCAUUUUGUUCCAAGUUUACCCGGCGUUGAGCCCUGAGAAGAGUCUGCGCCGCUAUGAGCCCCGAAUUUAUGGCUUCAAGGUCCACGCCUCUGCUGCUCUGGCACGCUGGCAAGACGGUCACCGUGAGGAUAUGAAUUAUCGUCUUGCGGAUCACAAUGUACCCCAUAGGUUCGCUGAGGAAAGCGAAAGUGAAGAAGAUUAUGAAGAUGUCCCACCCACCAGGGCCAUCGUGGCCGGGGACGCUGCAUCCGUUCGCAUGGACAUCGGUAAUUAA
This is a messenger RNA of Penicillium taxi, 783 nucleotides long. Its product is annotated as casein kinase II subunit beta family protein. Gene Ontology annotation, molecular function: protein kinase regulator activity. Bases 1 to 783 code for a protein of 260 amino acids. NCBI's taxonomy places the organism in Eukaryota, Fungi, Ascomycota, Eurotiomycetes, Eurotiales, Aspergillaceae. The record is from RefSeq and is a predicted model, not a curated record. Gene Ontology annotation, cellular component: cytoplasm; protein kinase CK2 complex. The transcript is spliced from 3 exons.